CCAGCCCAAACUGCGCACCUUCAAUCUUCCGUCGUCUCAACUCGCACAAAAAAAUCUCCAAUUUUCUCGCAAGGAGCCACUGCAAAUGGCAAAAACUCUGAUAUGGCGACCGUAUAUUCUUUCCUCCACACGCCCCCAUCGCCAUCACUCUCUCCUCCAUCACCAAGCUCUUCCUGCAUCAUCCCUUCUCCAGCCCCCGAAACGACGCUUCGUUUCGCACUUCGCAAUCCUUCCAAACAAAACCGAAACGAACUUCCUGUUUUGGUCUCGCAUCCACGACAGAAAAACGAAGCUUCAAAUUGAAAGCGAUGACUAUAAGUUAUCAAAAUUAGGUUUUGGUUUCGCUGGUAGCCGUGGACUCACUGUUAGAGCCACUGACGUCAAUGAUGCCGGGUCUAUUGACUCGCCUCUCAUGCAAUCCAUGGAAAGGAAGAUUAAGGAGGAACUAAAUGCAGAAUCAGUCACCGUGAAAGAUGCAUAUGGAGAUGGUCGGCAUGUGAGUAUUGAUGUUAUCUCUUCAGCCUUUGAAGGACAGUCGGCUGUUAAUAGACAGAGGAUGGUUUACAAAGCCAUUUGGGAGGAGCUUCAGAGCACAGUGCAUGCAGUUGAUCAGAUGACUACCAAGACCCCCUCUGAAGCAGCAGCUCAGAAGUGAUUAAACAAUAACCUCAACGUCAAUUUAGAGACAAAUGUUCUCUAUUGAGUGUUCUUGUAGCUUGACAUAGAAAGAACACAUUUGAAUUCCAUUUUAUCUGAGUUACUUUUGGAAGAAUUCUGCAAAUGUUAAGACCCAAAGUAAGGAAAUAAGACAUUACUCGUUACUAGUUGCCAUGCGCCUAUGACUUUAA
Molecule: messenger RNA, 848 nt
Organism: Manihot esculenta (cassava)
Lineage: Eukaryota; Viridiplantae; Streptophyta; Magnoliopsida; Malpighiales; Euphorbiaceae
Product: protein BOLA4, chloroplastic/mitochondrial
Exons: 3
Coding region: 86-655 (189 amino acids)
Source: RefSeq, a predicted model, not a curated record